AUGUAUCAUUCGAAUGAUUGCCCAUCUUCAUAUGAUUGUCUUUAUGCUGUUUGGGAUUUUGAUCGAAAUUUAAUUACCGAUGCACCUUACAUUCGGAAUUAUUAUCUAAUACCUUACUGCAUAAGAGCACAAGAUGACGAAGAACAAUCAAAAAAUUCGAUUGAUGAAGAUCUUUCAACAAAACUCUAUUUUGCAGACUUAAAACGACAAAAUGUUACAAGUGAACAUUUACUAAAUUGGUCUUUACCGAUCGAUAUCAUUGAAGAUUAUGAGAUGAAUAAUGGAAGUUUUCUUUACAAUUGUUCAUCACCAUGGUUCGGUUCAAAAUGUCAAUACAGAUUUCCUUAUGAUUCGUCAAUGACCUUUAGUCAGAUUGUAAAUGAAACUUUUGUUCGACGAUCAAGAGUCUCAAUGAAAACAGGUACAUGUUACCCUUUUAUUGAGAAUUGUAAUAGUCAAUCGUGGCCGAAUUGUCUCGAUUGGCGCGAAGUUUGUGAUAAGAAACUGCACUGUCCGAAUGGUGAAGAUGAACAAUAUUGUGAAGAACUUGAAAUGAAUCAAUGUAAUGAAAAUGAAUAUCGUUGCCACAAUGGUCAAUGUAUUCCAUUAGAAUUUGCAUGGGAAAGUCUCAGUAGUGUCGAUUGUCUAGAUGGAAGUGAUGAGCGUGACGUUCAUGUUUAUCCAAAUGCUGGUCGGCCUUCAACGUAUAACUUUAAUUGUAUAAAUUUACCAAUAUUUCGAUGCGAAGAGCGAACUACACGAUAUCCGCAACAAUAUUCAUGCGGCGACGGUCAAUAUACGCAUGGUAUAUUUACGCGAUUAAACAUCGCGACAUGCCGAAACAAUCGCGAUGGAGAAAUGAUGCGACAGUUGUUUGAAUCGUUAGAUCAUAUUAAAGAGAAGGAUUGUCGACAAGCAUUUUACUGUUCACUUCAUAUCAAUGAAAUAUCGAGCAAAAGAAUGCUAUCUAAACAAUGCGAAUCAUUAAGAGAAAAGUGUGCAUCGGAAUGGUUAGUUUUACCGCAAAGCGCAACUAUGCUUGGAUAUUUUCAAUUGAUCUAUUUUACUAAUCGUUCAGUCGAAGAAUUCGAAGAAAAUAUUCAACCUGAUCUCAUUUGUUUUAACAUAAACAAAUGUCCUGUUUUUAAAGAUCGAGUGGAUAACCAUGAAAUAAUCAACGAUUUGACUUGUAGUUCGGCAUCAAAUUUAACAAUGGAAUAUCAAAUAUACAGGUUGAAUGGUUUAUUAUUGAGUCUUCAUCAUAUUAUUAAACAAUGUUUAACCACCGAUACGAAAGAUUUUUGUGAUAAUUCGAUGCAAUUUCAUUGUAAUGAAUCAAGAAAAUGUAUUUCAUAUCAUCGUAUUCAAGAUAGUCAUCAAGAUUGUAUUCAUGGCGAAGAUGAAUAUUAUUCUGCUUGCCCAUUCAAUGAUACACGUCGAUAUCAGUGUCCACUUGGCGGCUAUAGAUGUUUGUCACCUGUUGCGAUUGGUAACGGUUUUCGAGACUGUGGAAGUAAAGAUGACGAAGAGAUUCAUUCGAAACAAGAUUUUAAUAGGACAAAAUUAUAUUCACAACUUUGUCUUGGCCAGGCGGGGCAACGUCUAUACAUCGCUCCUCAUCGAGAUAGAAAGUUUUGUGAACUGUGGCCAUGUAAUAAUCCAUAUGUUAAAUGCGAUAAGAUCUGGGAUUGUUCGAAUGGUAUUGAUGAAUUAAAUUGUCCUUAUUCGAAUUGUUUGUCUAAUGAACAUGAAUGUUACGAUGAUCAAUCAAGAUUAACUCACUGUUUGCCAGCUAGUCAAAUAGUCGAUGACAUUCAAAGUCUUUGUGUGUCUCAGUUCGGUCGAGCGCUCUACCUCAACAAUGGAAGUGCUGAUGUCAACGAAAGUGCAUAUUACCCAUGGAAUAAAACUAAAUGCUUCUUUUGGGACAAUAUAUGUCGGCAAGAACAAAUGGUAAGCAUAACGAACAACAAUGGUAUAUGCUUAUAUGAUCCAGUGUUAAGUCCUAAACUUAAAAACAAACAUCCGAUAGUACUAUUUGAUACACAACAGAAACUUUGCCAUUUGGAUAUUGACAUGCUUCGCGAUCGUAGACAAUCAGUUUUAAUGGCAUCAAGGUUAGGUAAUUAUCCGCGUGUAAAUUCGUCAUCUUCUGUUCGACAUCAAUCUACAAUUGAGAAAGAGAACAACAUUUAUUACCCUAUGGAUAUAUCCGAGACAUGGUUUUGUAAUCGCGGUAUUCUCAUUUUAUCUGGGCAAAACCAGACGAAAGCUUGCCUUUGUCCGCCAAGUUAUUUUGGAUCUCGAUGUCAAUGGCAAAAUCAACGAGUUAGUCUUACAAUUCACUUUAUCUUGCCGCAUACAACAUCUGUUGCAAGUAGCUUUCAAGUGAUUAUUAUGUUGAUUGAUGAACAAAAUAAAAUCGUUGGUAAACAUGAAGAAAUUCUCUUUGUACCAAUUCGAGAUUGUGGAGCAAAGUUUCACCGUUAUCUUUUAUAUCCACAACGACCAAAGUCUCCUUCAACAAUUUAUUCAAUUCAUAUUGAUCUCAUCGAUAAAGUUGCAUUGGGCCAUUGGACGAGUUGGUACUUACCCAUUCCAUUUCAAUUUCUUCCUGUCAAUCGAAUAUCAACACAACUGAUUAUUCCAAAAGAACGAGCAUAUUAUCCAUGUCUUUUGCAAUGUGGUUUACAUGGUCGAUGUCUUCGAUAUACAAACAAUCAGUCGAAAUAUUUCUGCCAUUGUGAUCAAGGUUAUUCAGGUCCGUUUUGUAAUCAAUCGUAUCGAUGUUUAUGUUCAAAAGAAUCUUAUUGUCAUUCACCAAAUAUUUGUGUUUGUCCGCUAAAUCGAUUUGGAUCAAAAUGUUCUUUACAACGGCCAAUUUGUUCAUUAGAAAACAAUCCAUGUCAAGAAGGAGGAUUGUGUACUCCUCAAGAUGAUCGAAUUGAUUUACAUGGUUAUUCCUGUUACUGUAAAGAACAUAAUUUCGGACCGCUUUGUCAAUAUUCGAGUUCACGCAUACUUCUCGAACUAGAUCAAACGAUUUCAGCUAGCUCCCCAUUCGUUUUCUUACAUUUUAUUACAAUAUUCGAAGAAACAGCACAUGAACACACAACUAUUAUCAAGAGAAUUCCAAUUGACGAAAAUGCAAUUUCAUUUUAUGUUGCCAAACAAUUCAAUCUUAUAUUUAUUCAAUUAAUCGAUCAAAGUUAUUAUCUAGGGAUUGUUCGAGAAAAGUAUAUUCCAAUGGAAAAUAUUCGCGGACAAGUUACAUCCAAACAAUAUUGUCCUUAUGUUAAACAAUAUUUAAAUCAGGAUUGGCCUCAUGCCGAUUAUUCACUCGUCGAGGAUUCGCUUCGUGUCAAUAUGACAUUACUUCAAUAUGAAUCAGUUGAUCAUCCGAAGUUUUAUUCAUUUAUAUGUCGACAACAACGUCAUUUGAUGUGCUUCUAUGAUGAACAGCUACUUUGCGUCUGUAAUCUUGAUCGUUUUGCUAAUUGUUUCGAAUUUAAUCGUACAGUUGAUAAAACUUGUCAAGGACAAAACGAUUGCGAGAAUCAUGGCGAAUGUUUUCAAAAUAAUCAAACAUGUGCAACACGAUCGAUCUGUGCUUGUAAAGAUUGUUACUAUGGUGGAAAAUGUCAAAUGUCAACAAAAGGAAAUCUUCUCUCACUUGAUCCAAUUAUCGGUUAUUACAUUAAACCAAAUCGUUCAUUUUAUUCUCAACCAGUGAUCAUUAAAAUCACAAUGGGUAUAACUCUUGGCAUAUUCGUUCUAGGUCUAAUCGAUGUUCUAUUAUCGAUUUUGACAUUUCAUAUGAAAAACCCUCGAGAAGUGGGCUGUGGAUAUUAUUUGUUGGCAUCAUCGAUUGUUUCAUUCUUUAUGAUCAUUAUGUUGGGAAUGAAGUUCCUUUAUUUGAUUCUUUCACAAAUGAACACAAUUCACAAUGAAUUUCAUUCAUUAUUCGCUUGCAAAUCCAUUGACAUGGUUUUAAAAUCAUUAUUAACCUCGAAUGAAUGGAUUAUUGCUUGUGUGGCGAUUGAAAGAGUAGUUAAUACACGAAGUGGUCCCAAGUUUGACAAAAUCAAAAGUGUUCAAUUAGCAAAACGAGUUAUUCCAAUUGUGAUUGGUUUAGUAUUACUUUCUCAUGGACAUGAUACGUAUUAUCGAGAAUUAAUCAAAGAUUUCGAUGACGAUGAUCGACGAAUUUGGUGUUUUGUUCGAUAUCCACCUGUUGUCAAUAUGUAUAAUAGCUUCAUUACUCUUCUUCAUUUUCUUGGGCCGUUUAUCGUCAAUCUAACCUCUGCAAUAAUGAUUAUCAUUUUGGUCAUCCGUAGUCGAUCAAAUCUUCAGAAAAAUAAAUCAUAUUCUCAACAUUCCAAAGAACAAUUAAGCCGACAUAAACAUUUGCUAAUUUCUCCGUUAACAUUAGUUCUAUUAGGAACACCUCGUUUAAUACUUUCGUUUCUUAGCGGAUGUAUGAAAACGCCGCGUGAACCAUGGUUUUAUAUUAUCGCUUAUUAUUCGCCGUUUGUACCAUCAAUUUUAACAUUCUCGACAUUUGUAUUACCAUCGGAAACUUAUCGAAAAGCAUUUCAAACUGCUAUCUAUAAGCAAGUUGUUCGAAUUCGAUCAACAUUUUUCUCAUGA
Molecule: messenger RNA, 4650 nt
Organism: Adineta ricciae
Lineage: Eukaryota; Metazoa; Rotifera; Eurotatoria; Adinetida; Adinetidae
Source: the annotation of a GenBank genome assembly